CUACGACGAUCCGGACGCGGACGAGGAGGCAGAGAUGGAAGCGGAGCGGGACCUGGCCGAAGACGCGCAGUGGAAGCGAAUACAGCAAAACACGUUCACGCGCUGGGCCAAUGAGCACCUGAAGAUCAUCAACCAAACAAUUGCCAAUCUCGAGAGCGACCUGUCCGACGGUUUGCGGCUGAUCGCGCUAAUCGAGGUCCUGUCACAGAAGCGCAUGAGCAAACACAACAAGCGGCCCACCUUCCGCAGCCAGAAGCUGGAGAAUGUGUCCGUCGCGCUCAAAUUCCUCGAGGUGGAGGGUAUCAAAAUCGUCAACAUCGAUUCUUCGGACAUUGUGGACUGUAAGCUAAAGCUGAUUAUGGGCCUGAUUUGGACAUUGAUUCUGCAUUACUCCAUCUCGCUACCAAUGUGGGAAGGGGACGAAAAUGGAGACAACUUGGCCAACGGAAAUGGGGCCUCGCCGAAGCAACGGCUAAUGAACUGGAUACACCGGCUGGUACCGGACCUACCCAUCAACAAUUUCACUUCGGACUGGACCAAUGGUAAAGCUGUCGGAGCCCUGGUAGACGCUGUCGCUCCUGGCCUCUGUCCAGAUUGGCCGAUGUGGGACCCGAAGGACGCGGUUCAGAAUGCCGCCGAAGCGAUGGGCCUGGCGGAUGACUGGCUGAACGUGCGUCAACUAAUUCGACCGGAGGAAAUGGUGAAUCCCAACAUCGACGAACAGUCUAUGAUGACCUAUCUGUCCCAAUACCCGAACGCGAAGCUGAAGCCAGGAGCUCCACUUAGACCCCGCACUAACCACAGCAGUGUUCCACCGCCGCGGGUGCGCGCAUACGGUCCAGGAAUCGAACCCACUGGCCCAACGGUGGGAGCUCCCGCUAACUUUACCGUCGAAACGUUCUCCGCUGGCAAGGGCAACGUUGAUGUGGCCGUACACAAUCCCAACGGCAAUCCGGAAAAGGUGGACUGCCGCUUCAACAACGACAAGAACCUGACGUACUCGGUAUCGUACAUCCCGAAGCUGGAGGGACAGCACAAGGUGUACGUGAAGUUCAACGGCCGUGACAUCCCGAAGAGUCCUUACGAAGUGCAAGUGGAAAGUCAAGCUGGCGAUGCGUCCAAGGUGACAGCGAGUGGGCCCGGUCUGCUGCCCGACGGUGUUGUGGUUGGCAAGCAAACGUACUUCGACAUCACGACGAAAGAUGCCGGCAAGGGUACUCCCGAGGUGAUCAUUCUCGAUCCCGCAAACCACAAAACCUCGGUUGCGGCAAAGCUCCGCCAGCUCGGCACGGACCAGUGGCGAUGCGAGUACACGGCAAAGCAGGUCGGACUGCAUUCAGUCAACGUGUUCUUCUGCGGGCAGCAGAUUCGCGGAAGCCCGUACGGAGUGCGCGUCGCUCCGGUAUGUGAUUCGCGGAAGGUUCGAGCUAGCGGACGUGGUCUGCAGCCGGUCGGUGUUCGCGUAAACGACGACGAUGUCACGUUCCGCAUCUUUACCGAAGGUGCCGGAGAAGGCAUCCCAGAGGUGAAGAUAUUUGGCCCGGGAGGAGUCGUACCGGAGCACAGCAUCCGUAAACUCGAUGCCACCACGUAUGAGGCACAAUACAUUCCACUGAAGGAGGGCCGCUACAAGAUCCUGGUACUGUACGGCGGUCAGGAGAUCCCGAAGUCUCCGUUCGAGGUAACGGUUGGCCCACAGAAACACACCUCGAUUGUGGCAUAUGGGCCUGGGCUGAAAUCGGGCAUGGUUGGCCAACCGGCCUGUUUUGUCGUUGAGACGAACGGUGAAACUGGAAAUCUUGGAUUCAGCAUCGCUGGGCCCUCGCAGGCCGAAAUUGAAUGUCACGAUAAUGGGGACGGUUCCGCGCUAGUCAAGUAUCAUCCGACCGCACCGGGCGAGUACGCCGUGCAUAUAUUGUGCCGCAACGAGGACAUCCCGAAGAGCCCGCACAUCGCCCAAGUGCUCCCAAAAGCGGACGACUUCCACCCGGAGCUGGUAAAGGUGACCGGACCGGGCGUGGAAAAGAAUGGAGGUGUGACCGUGGGUAAACCAACUGAAUUCACCGUGGACGCGACUCGAGCCGGUUCGGCACCGCUGGAGGUGAAAAUUAACGACGUUUUCUCCAACACCAUUACGCACAAGAUCACACAAACGGAGAGCGGGACGAAGAAGAUCUCGUACACCGCCCCCACAGCUGAGCGGGUCACGGUAGAGGUGAACUACGGUGGCGUUGCUGUGCCGCAGUCACCAUUCCGUGUGAACGUUUCCACUCCACUGGACGCAUCGAAGGUGCAGUUCUUCGGACCGUGGUUGGAGCCAGGUGUGAAGCCGAAUGCGGCCACCCAUUUCAACGUGGAUGCCAGGGCUGCCGGCAAUGGACUGCUGGAGGUGAACCUAGUGCACGAAGAAUCGAAACAGAAGAUACCGGUACGCAUCAUCGACAACAACGAUAACACGUACGCUGUGGAAGUGAUUCCACCACUAGCGGGCACGUACUCCACCAAUUUACUGUACGGUGGACUGAAAGUGCCGCUGUCACCGAAAGUCACCGUUUCGCCACCAGUAGAUGUGUCAAAGAUAAAGGUGGACGGACUAGAGCCGACUGCACCGUUGAACAGCCUGCAACAGUUCCGCGUCAUCACGAAUGGCAUCGGGAAGGCGGACCUGGCCGUUACCAUCACUAGUCCCUCGGGGAAUCGCGUAAAGGCACACGUGAUACCGACAGCCGAAGGUUUUCUGGUGAACUUUACACCAACCCAGCUGGGCGAAUACUUGCUAAGCGUGAGUUUCGGUGGCACACCCAUUACACCGCAGCCCUUUCGUUUGCAGUGUCUGGUUGGGUCGGAUUCGCGAAAGGUGCAGGCCAGCGGACCGGGACUGGUGCGCGGAAUCAUUAAUCGACCGGCCGAGUUUAUGAUCGAUACGCGCGGCGCUGGUCAGGGUGGGCUGGGCGUAACGGUCGAGGGUCCCUGUGAGGCGGCAAUCAACUGCCGCGAUAACGGCGACGGUACGUGCAAUGUGGCCUACCUACCGACGGAGAUCGGUGACUAUACGAUAAACAUCACGUUCAACGAUGACCAUAUCGCCGGUUCGCCAUACCAGGCCAUCAUUGUGCCGGAACCGAAUCUAAACAAGAUACGCGUCUCCGGGAUGGGCAUUCAGCCACACGGUGUGGUGAUGAACGCUCCUACGGAUUUCCUGGUGGAUAUGAGCAAAGUAGGCGAUGAUGUAGACCGAUCCAAGCUGUCAUGCAAUAUCUUUGACCCGAGGGGCAACGAAAUACCCAGCAAGCUGGUACCUAGUGACUCAGCCGACGAUGUGUUCCGCAUCAUGUACACACCAUUCGAGGCAGGUCGGCACACGAUUGAGCUGCUGUAUGAUAACGUUCCCGUACCAGGAUCGCCGUUCGUGGUGAAUGUUAAGUCCGGUUGUGAUCCGAGCCGUUGUCGUGCAUACGGACCAGGGCUGGAAGGUGCACUAACCGACAAAAUGGCCACGUUUACGGUGGAAACACGCGGUGCCGGUGCCGGUGGACUGUCGCUGGCGAUCGAGGGCCCGUCCGAAGCCAAAAUGAGCUGCACCGAUAAUCGCGAUGGUUCGUGCGAUGUUGAAUAUUUGCCGACGGAACCGGGCGAGUACGACAUCACCAUUCGCUUUGCGGACAAGCACAUCCCCGGAUCACCGUUCAGGGUCGUGGUAAACGAAUCGACCCGCCCGGAGAAGGUGAAGGUGUACGGUCCCGGUAUCGAGCAUGGACAGGUGUGCGAUGGAGUACCGGCACAGUUUUUCAUCGAUUGCGGUGACGCGGGUCCGGGAAAAAUCGCGGUAAAGCUUAGCUCAUCCGAGGGCAAACCAAUCACAGCACAGGUGCAGGAUAAGGGUGACGGUGUGUACGGCGUGACGUACGUGCCGCCAAAGGAAGGUUCGGUUAUUACGGCGAACGUACGUUUCGCGGACCAGGAUGUGAGCUGCAGCCCGUUCGUGAUGACCGUUUCACCGGCACCGAAUGAUGUUCCCGUCAAGGUGUAUGGUGAUGCGACGACAAAGAAAUCGUUGCCCGCCUCAUUGCCGGCCAAGUUCCAGAUCGAUGCUCCCAAGACCAAAGCGAAGGAGGACAUCAACGUCAGUAUCAAGGGACCGGAUGGGAAACCGCUGGUACCGAAAAUGGAACAGGAACCCGAUGGAACCUAUGCCGUUUCGUUCGUACCGGAUGAAUGUGGCCCGUACAAUGUCAGUAUUAAGUGCGGUGGAAAGGACGUACUAGGUUCGCCCUUCUUACUGCAAGCCAUACCUACGGGAGAGGCUGAUAAGUGCAAAAUGGUACAAGCCGUUCCAGUCAACCAAGAGUACGGCAAAAAGAAUCACUUUGCCGUCGAUGCCAGGGAGGCAGGAACAGGCGCAGUAACGUGUAAAAUUGUAUCACACUCGGAAGCGAGUGACGUAGAUAUCGAUAUCAUCGAGAAGGAUGGGUUCUUCGACAUUUUCUACGUGCUGAAGGAUCCGGGAGACUACGAUCUGGACAUUAAAUUUGGCGGUCAACACAUCCCGAACGGAACGUUCACAAUCAAGGCCGUCGACAACGUCGAGGAGCAGGUUACGAAAAGUGCUACCAGCUCCAGCAGCAAAACUACUUCCUCGGCAACUUCCGAAAACCACAGCUACCAGCAUCAGGAGUCCUACAUCGAGCAGGUCUCAUCAUCCGUUUCCAAGUCCAAGCAAUACAUUCAACAGACCGCGAGUGAAGAGUUCCUUGUUCGGGAGCGAUUAGUGAACGGCAAGCACGACAGCGUUUCAACGCUCAACAGUGUGCAGCAAUUGUCCACCACCACUACCAGCAGCAGUGCAACCAACGGCAACGGAACAACCGAACACGAUAACCACCUGAACGGAACAGCUCUAUCGGCCAACCGCUUCCACGUCUUCAAGCUCGAUCGUCUGAAUAUCCCACAGACCGGUGGACCAGUAACAGCCGAAGUCAAGAUGCCCAGCGGAGAAGUAGACAAGCCGUUCAUCGAUGACAAUCACGAUGGCACGGUUUCCAUCCGGUACGAACCGAAAGAGGAAGGUAUCCACGAGCUGGCGGUCAAGUACAACGGUGAGCAUGUGCAGGGUUCGCCGUUCAAAUUCCACGUCGAUUCGAUCUCGUCCGGUUACGUGACGGCGUACGGACCAGGUCUAGUGCAUGGAGUCACCGGUGAACCGGCCCAAUUCAUCAUCUCCACCAAGGGUGCCGGUGCGGGAGGGCUGCAAAUGGCCGUCGAAGGUCCCAGCAAAGCGGAUAUUACGUACCACGACAACAAGGAUGGUACGGUGUCCGUAUCGUACCUGCCGACCGCUCCCGGCGAGUAUAAAAUCUCUGUCCGCUUUGGGGACAAGCACAUCAAGGGUUCGCCAUACUUCGCGAAAAUCACGGGUGAAGGUCGCAAGCGUAAUCAGAUUUCGGUCGGUUCCUGCUCCGAGGUGACGCUACCCGGUGUCAUCAGCGAUAACGAUCUGCGUUCGCUGAACGCCUCAAUUCAGGCACCGUCCGGGCUGGAAGAGCCCUGCUUCUUGAAGCGCAUGCCCACCGGCAACAUUGGCAUCUCGUUUACGCCGCGUGAAAUCGGCGAGCAUACGGUGUCGGUGAAGCGGCUGGGCAAGCACAUCGCUAACUCGCCCUUCAAGGUGAAUGUAUGCGAGCGCGAGGUAGGUGACGCCAAGAAGGUGCUGGUCACGGGCAAUGCGCUAAAGGAGGGCAAAACGCACCAGGACAACGUGUUCUCGAUCGACACGCGCAACGCCGGUUACGGUGGUUUGUCGCUCUCGAUCGAGGGACCCAGCAAGGCGGAGAUCCAGUGCACGGACAAGGACGAUGGCACGCUCAACAUUGCCUACAAACCGACGGAGCCGGGCUACUACAUCGUGAACCUCAAGUUUGCUGACCAUCACGUGAACGGGUCACCGUUCACAGUGAAGGUUUCGGGCGAGGGUACGAACCGGCAGCGUGAGAAGAUCCAGCGCCAGCGCGAAGCCGUGCCAAUCACCGAGGUUGGCAGCCAGUGCAAGCUGACGUUCAAGAUGCCUGGCAUUACGUCGUUCGAUCUGUCCGCCACCGUCACGUCGCCCGGCGGCGUCAGUGAGGAUGCCGAGAUCCAAGAGAUCGAAGAUGGUCUGUACGCAGUGCACUUCAUCCCGAAGGAACUGGGCGUGCACACGGUUUCCGUCAAGUACAAGCAGAUCCAUAUUCCUGGAUCGCCAUUCCAGUUCACUGUCGGACCGCUUAAGGAUACUGGAGCACAUCUGGUGAAGGCGGGCGGUCCGGGUUUGGAACACGGCGAACAGGGUGUACCGUCUGAGUUUAACGUGUGGACCCGCGAAGCUGGCGGUGGUACUCUCGCUAUCUCCGUCGAAGGCCCCAGCAAGGCGGAGAUCGAGUUCAAGGAUCGCAAGGAUGGCUCCUGCGAUGUUUCGUACGUCGUCAGCGAACCAGGCGACUACCGCAUCGGCUUGAAGUUCAACGACCGCCAUAUUCCGGACUCUCCGUUCAAGGUGUAUGUCUCGCCGGCUAUGGGCGAAGCGCACAAGCUGGAAGUCGCUCAGUUCCCGACCGGCUGUGUGCAAGCAGACAAACCCGCCCAGUUUAUGGUGCGCAAGAACGGUGCCAAGGGUGAACUGGACGCGAAGGUCGUCGCACCGUCGAACAACGAGGAUGAUUGUUUCAUCCAGUUGAUCGAUCAGGACCAGUAUUCGGUGCGGUUCUACCCACGCGAGAACGGUAUCCAUGCGAUCCACGUCAAGUUCAACGGUGUGCACAUACCCGGCUCACCGUACCGCAUUAAGGUAGGCAAAGACGAUGUAGAUCCGGCGGCCGUACAUGCCUCGGGCAAGGGUCUCGGAGAUGUCAAGACGGGCGAAAAGACCGAUCUGAUCAUAGACACGUGCAAUGCCGGCGCCGGUACACUCGCGGUCACCGUUGACGGACCGGCCAAGGUGGCGAUGGACUGCACAGAGGUGGAAGAGGGAUACAAGGUGCGCUACACGCCACUGCUACCGGGCCACUACUACAUGACGAUCAAGUACAAUCAGAUGCACAUCGUUGGCUCACCGUUCAAGAUCAACUGCACCGGCGAAAGUCUCGCCGAAGCAGGCGGACAGGAAACAUCUUCGGUCAUUGUGGAAACCGUGGCAAAGGUGUCGAAGGGCGGCAACCGAACCGGCGUAAUUUUGCCAAUCUUCAAAUCGGACGCCAGCAAAAUUCAAUCGAAGGGAAUGGGUCUCAAGAAGGCGUACAUGGGCAAGCAGAACCAGUUCACGGUCAAUGCCGGCGAUGCGGGCAACAACAUCCUUUUCGUUGGCAUUUACGGACCGAAGGGACCGUGCGAUGAGGUCUUCAUAAAGCACACAGGACGCAACCAGUACACGGUCAACUACCUGGUUCGUGAGCGCGGUGACUACAUUCUGCUUGUCAAAUGGGGCGAUGACCAUAUCCCCGGCUCACCGUUUAAGGUUGAAGUUUAAAGACCGUACAGCCCGUACCUCACAGACGCCAUAACCACCCCCUGCCAAGCGACACUCGAAAGCACGCUCAAAUCCAACGGUUUGUUCUUCCCGUAAAACACUACGUGUCCUCUGAACAUUUUCCUGCACGCACAUUCAUCUCAAUGCCUUCGAUUCAAGUUCUGCUGUAGUCUCUAAAAACAAAACGGCACCAACACACACGCGUUUCAUAGGAUAACUUUGUAGCUGUCGAAAAAAAAAAUCCCCCGAUGUCCGAUGUAGCCCUUAUUAGAACGCAUGCUUUUUACAAUGUGUGUUUAAGUUUUAAAAUUGACCCCUUUUAAUCCACCAUGUUAUCGUUUUGUCACACAGCUGCAAAAGGUUCUAAUACUACCCAAAAUCCUGUUAUACUGCAUCAUUCGGUUAGGAAAGUCGGUAUUAAGACACGCAUGCGCGCCUCGUUCGUAAGGUGAAGCCAAUCGUUAUUUUAUCGUUCAUUUUAAUUAUUAUUAUCCGGUUUGUGAUUCUCUUCCAUCCCGAUUGUCGUGCAGUGUAUGUUUCACUUGUUGGUUUUCCUUAUACUUCCAUCUCUAGUAGUUGCGCAUACUUUUAAGUUACUUGCUUUUCAGUGGCGCCAUUUUUCAAGCAACAAAUCGCACGAAAACGAUGGCACAAUACCCCAUCUCCAUGUUAAGUGUUUAUGUUUGUGUCCAUUUUUUUUAUUAUUCCUACGCGAUAGCGCAGUUUUUGGAUUCUGCCAAUGUUCGGCACUUUUCAUUUCUAUUUAUUACAGUUACGUUCUUAUAUUUUGUUUUUAUACGUAUUACAUUUUCAUUUGUACCCUAAAGCCUACUUCCUUGUGGAAACGACGAUCACAGUCUAAAUAAGGUUUAAGUAAAAGUUGUCAAAUCGAAAUAUCAAAAAAGAGACAAAAAAAUAAAUAAAGCGAUUGUGUAAACGAU
Molecule: messenger RNA, 8439 nt
Organism: Anopheles moucheti
Lineage: Eukaryota; Metazoa; Arthropoda; Insecta; Diptera; Culicidae
Gene: cher
Product: filamin-A
Exons: 17
Coding region: 35-7498 (2487 amino acids)
Biological process (GO): actin cytoskeleton organization
Molecular function (GO): actin filament binding
Source: RefSeq, a predicted model, not a curated record